CGGCUCUCAAGCGGACAAGUCCGUCGAGUCUCUCCGGAGCCGAGAAGAGAAUCCGGCCCCCUCUUCCUUUCCGGCGGGCGAAAGCCGCCCUCCCUCCCUGCCGCCGCCCCCUCUCCCGCCUGGCGGAGCCUUUCCUUCUCCAGCGCCCCGGGGCCGACCUGGCCGGAAGUCCGGCGAUGCCAGAGGUUUCCUAGUCAACGUCAACAUGUUCAGCAAGAAGAAAAAACGCAUUGAGAUCUCGGCUCCUUCCAACUUUGAGCAUCGGGUCCACACGGGAUACGACCAGCAAGAGCAGAAGUUCACUGGGCUGCCAAGGCAAUGGCAGGGCAUCAUCGAGGAGUCAGCCAAGCGGCCAAAGCCUCUGGUGGAUCCCGUCUGCAUCACGGCUGUUCAGCCGGGAUCCCAGAAGAUCAUUGUGCGAGGGAACAAAACGGCCAAGGACGGGUCCCUGGCCUGGCUGCUGGAUGAGUUUGAGAACAUGUCCGUGUCGCGCUCCAACUCUCUGCGCAGGGACAGCCCUCCUUUCCCGCCCCGGCACGACCAGCUCUACCAGGAGAAUGGCCUGAACGAGGCCCUGGCCAGGGCCAGGCCCCCGCACCCCCACCACCCCCACCACCUGGACGAGGACACCGGGGGCGGCCGGGGCAAAGAACCCAGGGAGCGGAACCGCCACAGAGCCCGAAAUGACCUGGACCAGAUCAGGGAGAGGAGCCAGGACGACAGGAUGGCCACACAGCAGCAGCAGCAGCAGCAACACCCUCGGGGGCAGGAGCCCACCGGCAAACCUCACCCGCUUUCUGGCCACCACCGGCCACCACCACCCGAAUACCACAAGCCCGCCUCGGACCACCAACACAGAGCACAUCCCCGGGAUGGGAGGAGGGAGCCGCCCACAGAGAGAGCGCCCCCUGAUCGUGUGGUCAGGAGGGAGCGCGUGGACGGCCCUGACAAAAGACCCAAGUCUGCCUACACUGGGGAGACCAGCCCACCAUCCCCCCGGGAAAAGCGGCCCCUCUCGGGCCCCAAUAUCCGGACCCCCAAUCUCCCUGUCUCUGAGGGGGUCAUGAAAACAGCACAGCAGACCGGACGGCCUUUUAAUACAUAUCCACGAGCAGACACCGACCCUGUCAGGGGUGCUCAGGCUGAGCAGAGACCUGGGAAGCCUCAAGAAGCAGCAGCCAAUGGCCCUUUAAGUGGAAACAGCAGCUCCUCCAGGGGCCUCCCGUCAGGCCCAGCAAAAUCCAGGAACCCAGAGCCACCCCACCCAGGACUGUCUCAACAUGCUUCCGAGCCCCACUUAACACACGUCCCUUCUCAUGUCCCCCAGCCUCCAUACACUCCGCAGCCUCCUCCGCCACAGCCCCCCCAGCAGCCUCCUGGCCCAGCCCCGCCAGGCCCACAGCAGCCACGCUCCCCACAGCGCGAGCCCCAGCGGGUCUCCCACGAACAGUUUCGCGCCGCCCUACAGAUGGUGGUUGAUCCAGGCGACCCCAGGACCUACCUGGACAACUUCAUCAAGAUCGGCGAAGGCUCCACGGGCAUCGUCUGCAUUGCCACCGUCAAGAGCACUGGGAAGCUGGUGGCCGUCAAGAAGAUGGACCUUCGCAAGCAGCAGAGGCGGGAGCUGCUCUUCAAUGAGGUGGUGAUCAUGAGAGACUACCAGCAUGAGAACGUGGUGGAGAUGUACAACAGUUACCUGGUGGGUGAUGAGCUGUGGGUUGUCAUGGAAUUCCUAGAAGGAGGUGCUUUGACUGACAUUGUCACGCACACGAGGAUGAAUGAAGAGCAGAUUGCGGCUGUCUGUCUGUCAGUCCUGAAGGCGCUUUCAGUCCUCCACGCCCAGGGGGUCAUCCACCGCGAUAUCAAGAGCGAUUCCAUUCUGCUCACGCAUGAUGGCCGGGUCAAACUUUCUGACUUUGGAUUUUGCGCACAAGUGAACAAGGAGGUGCCGCGGCGGAAAUCCCUCGUUGGAACUCCAUACUGGAUGGCGCCUGAGCUGAUCUCCCGGCUGCCCUAUGGCCCAGAGGUUGACAUCUGGUCCCUUGGGGUGCUGGUGAUAGAAAUGGUGGACGGGGAGCCCCCUUACUUCAACGAGCCUCCUCUAAAAGCAAUGAAGAUGAUCCGGGACAACCUGCCCCCCAAACUAAAAAAUGUGCACAAGGUUUCUCCCUCCUUGAAAGGAUUCCUUGACCGUUUGCUGGUCAGAGACCCAGCCCAGAGAGCCACCGCCAGCGAACUCUUGAAGCACCCCUUCCUAGGGAAAGCUGGGCCCCCUUCCUGCAUUGUGCCCCUGAUGAGACAGAACCGGAUGAGAUGAGAGAGGCAAAAGCAGCUGGACACCUGACCAAAGAGCGAGCAAGAGAGGCAGCCUUCACAAUCCCCCGGGCAGCCCCCCCCCCAAGGCAGCUGUUCUCGCCAUCGUUAGGGCUUGUUGCUCCCCUUCUCGCUCCCCUCUUCCCUGGGGGAGUGCUGUGAGUUCCUCCAGGCCGCCUGGGUGGAAAGGGCUCUUCGAGGGAGAUUCGUCAUCUCUCGUGGCACUCCCGGGCAGCCUUUCCUCAUGGACUCUUCUUUGCCUGCGGACGACGCUGGAGCCUGAGAUCUCUACACAGAAGUCCAGGUCGCCAGCCCCUGCUGCUGGUUUCCCACCUCUGGCAGGGACACACGCUCUGCGCGCCACCGUUCUGUACUACUGAGUUUGGCAGAUUGGGGUGGGGGAGAGGUUAAAAGGCUGUAACAUU
This is a messenger RNA of Pogona vitticeps (central bearded dragon), 2738 nucleotides long. It is a transcript of the gene PAK4, whose product is annotated as p21 (RAC1) activated kinase 4. Gene Ontology annotation, molecular function: protein serine/threonine kinase activity; ATP binding. NCBI's taxonomy places the organism in Eukaryota, Metazoa, Chordata, Lepidosauria, Squamata, Agamidae. The record is from RefSeq and is a predicted model, not a curated record. Gene Ontology annotation, biological process: protein phosphorylation.